Messenger RNA from Gasterosteus aculeatus aculeatus (three-spined stickleback), 2341 nucleotides. It is a transcript of the gene rhoub, whose product is annotated as ras homolog family member Ub. Gene Ontology annotation, biological process: small GTPase-mediated signal transduction. Lineage: Eukaryota; Metazoa; Chordata; Actinopteri; Perciformes; Gasterosteidae. The record is from RefSeq and is a predicted model, not a curated record. Gene Ontology annotation, molecular function: GTP binding; GTPase activity.
GUUGUAAACUGCGCAGUCCCCGACAGUCCCGACGCGGAGCCGCCACAGUGGAUUUGGAAGCGCGCCGGACAACAGGAGACCUUUUACGCACGAGUCCCGCUCGCGAUUUGCAAGCCAUUUGCAAACUCGUCAUAGAGAAGGGAUCCUAUUCACAUGGUGGGUGCUUUAUCCCCCCCAUCGAGGAGAGCCCGGUGAAUUGCGAGCUGUUUGAAUGGUACCCUCAGUCACCAUGGAUUACGGACGGACCAUGGCCCCUCCGGUACCCCCGCACAGUUCCGCACAAACCCUGCCUGGGCAGGCGCAGGAGCGGCUGCUGAAGUGCGUCCUGCUCGGCGACGGAGCAGUGGGCAAAACUAGUCUGGUGGUCAGCUACACAACGAAUGGCUACCCAACCAAAUAUGUCCCUACUGCAUUUGAUGACUUCUCAGCUGUGGUUCAGGUGGAUGGAAAUCCGGUUCGACUACAGUUGUGCGACACUGCAGGACAAGAUGAGUUUGACAAACUCCGCCACUUCUGCUACAGCCGGACCGACGCCUUGCUGCUCUGCUUCAGCGUGGUCAGCCCGGCGUCCUUUCAAAACGUCUGGGAGAAGUGGGUCCCCGAAAUCCGCCGCCGCUGCCCCCUCACGCCGAUCCUCCUCGUCGGCACGCAGUGUGACCUGCGGCAGGACGUCAAAGUGCUGAUCGAGCUGGCCAGGCGACGGGAGAGGCCAGUGCUGGAAGAAGAUGCCAGGGCGCUGUCGGAAAAAAUCGGGGCGGUGACGUACGUCGAGUGCUCGGCGCUGACCCAAAAGAAUCUGAAGGAGGUGUUCGACGCGGCCAUCGCCGUCGGUCUGCGGCAGUUUGACAGGCGAGCGAGGCGGGAGAGGAAGGUCCGCAGUACAGCCGAUAAGAUGAAGAUGCUCUCCAAGGCCUGGUGGAAGAAGUACGUGUGUGUCCAGUAGGGAGUGAGGAGACCCUGUGACUGAUGAUGAAACUGGAACUGCUGAACGCGUUGGUGGGGAUCGGUUGGAAGGACUACUUUUUCAUUCACCCUUGGACGACCCUCGGCACGGUAGCCAGAGUACUUUUAAUUCAGCGGAGCGGCAGCUCGAGAGAAGCAACGUGUGCCAACCGGAGCUGUAGCGGUGCCUACGUGUCAAGGAGCACGAGGCUGUAACCAUCGUCUGCUCCUCAGAGCCAACUGUCAAAUAUGACUGUGACCAGCAUUCCACCAAAAAAGAAAGAAGCUUAUAGGUUUACUGGCAGAUAUCGUGCUGGACAUGUCCAGAGGAGACAUAAGCUGACUAGAAAGGGGAGGUGUCCAGACGGUGAUGUUAUAUACUAAAAGUGUACUCCUGUGUCUGAUUUGAUGCCAUUCUUUAUCAACGUAUAUAUUAUUUUCUGUGUUCUACACUGUAAUCCCCCAACGCUUCUUAUACAUUUAUUUCACUCCAAUCCGAACGUGCAGUUAAUGCGAACUAGCUUCAAUCCCCAAUCAAAUAUGCAAUAAUACUGAAGCCAAAGCCAAAACUCGUUACGUCUGGCCUGUAGCUACAGCUGUUAGAGGUCUUUAAGCUCCUCACCUAUACCCACCGUUUACAGUAUAUUUAAUGCCACAAAACAUUAUCUAAGAAAACCUACUAGUGCCUGUUCCUGAUGUUAAACCAAUCUAUUCAGCUUUGCCUGAACUGUUAAAAAAACAGCUUGUUACUUUCAAAACUCUACUGUUACAGGGUUGCAGCAAUAAGUUGGCCGGUGCCACUGCAUAUUGCACUUAUCACACACAGUCCCAACAAACCACUGAAGUCUUGCCAUGCAAUGGCCUUUUGAGCAGUGGUGUGGGUUAGACGCAGAGCAGGUGAAUGUGUCUGUGGUGCUUGACAUGUGGGGCUUACUCGGGGUCGAUGAAACAAAAGGCGCUGAUCUGCACGCUCCCUGCACCACUCACCAGUUUGUAUGAGCAUAAGGUCUUUCUUUGUCAGUGCAGACAUGGAUUUAAACAGAUAAUGAUCUGUCUUUUUUUUCGGUCAGUAAAUUGGAGCAACUUGCUCUUUUGAAAUGUAUACAGUAAAUGAGGUGAAAUCACCAAAGAGACUGAUUCCAUGUUUGCUUCUCAUUUUUCAGAAGCCUGUUAUUCAGCUCCGUCUAUUUAUCUGUUCCUUCUAGGCCGAUAACCGAUCAGCAGCAUUACAGCGCAGACGUAUGAAAUCUUGUAUGUCAUUAUGUAUGCUACAUUGUAAUCAUUUAUGGUUUGUGAUGUCAUCAGGAUAAAUUUUGCUGAUGUCUGAUUUUUGGCAGGAGAGCAGUAUGUUGAGCUGAAUGAGCAGAACAAAAUAAAAUGUGAAAUAUUAACCCCUUUU